Messenger RNA from Stegastes partitus (bicolor damselfish), 1813 nucleotides. RefSeq lists its product as uncharacterized. The record is from RefSeq and is a predicted model, not a curated record. Lineage: Eukaryota; Metazoa; Chordata; Actinopteri; Pomacentridae. The transcript has 7 exons. The coding region runs from base 88 to 708 and encodes 206 amino acids.
UCAGAGUAACGCUGCUCCAGAUGUGAACCUGAUGUGAGACAACUUGUACAACGCUGACCUACAGCUCCGACCACACAACUGCACAAGAUGUCUGCUGAGCUCGUCUUUGCGAGUGCACCGGGUGGGACCGAUGGAAAUGUUCAAGGCACCACACUCGGGGGCAGCAAACCUUUACACCGCUUCAUUAAGGGGCAACCCAAGAUUAUUGGCACCGUUUUGCUGGUCUUGGGAACGUCCAUCUUCAUUAGCACCAUUGCACUGAUGGCAGAGUCCAUGCACUACCUCAUAUGGACAGCCAUCCCGCCAAGCCUCUUGAUGGGGAUACUGUUCAUCAUAUGUGGGAUUCUCUAUAUUCUGACAGAGCACAACCCCACCAAGAAGACAGUAACCAUAUCUUUAGCUCUGAGCAUCAUCGCCAUACUGGUGACAGCUUGGUCACUCCUGCACACUCUGCCCGAUAUUGGACACUAUCACUACAGAGGGAGCUACUACCAUGAAGAAAACGUCACAGACUAUGAAUUAGCAUGGUCAUCAUAUUAUGAGGCCAUGGGAAUGUCUUUUGAAGCAAUCCUUGUGUUCUACUCUUUUGCCGCUGCAAUUAUUUUCAUUGUAAUGUCAGCUCUGGCCGGGGCUGCCCUGCGCUCCACAAAAAGUCAGGCCAUCGUAGUGAUGACCACCACGUCGACUGAAACGCCGGCUAACCAGUGAACGCAGGAGGACUGAAGUGUGACGCAUUUAGCAGAGAGAAGAAAUAUGAAGCAGACAAAGACACAAAACUAUCUCUCUUUGUUGGCACCACAAGUAUUAACCACGUCUCACCAGUGUUAUCAUUGUCUACAACGCAAUAAUGUGUAUAAAUGAUACGUAUUGCCAUGCGGUGAUUCUGUGAUUUCCAUUUCCUCCACCAUGUGAACACGAUACUCACCUCCUUUGACAUUUGCCCCCAGAAUCAACAGAACGGUGGCAUUGAACUUUCCCAGCAGCACAGACCGUUAACAGCCACUAAUGCAACAGUCUGGCAUUGGCCGAGCUGUCUCCACGCUGUUUAUUAUGUCAUAUAAAUGUCAGUGUAAUAGGCAUCCCAUGCCAGCGGUUUAUGGGUCAUUACUAACGGCUGUAUAAAUAGUUUAUAGAUCUUUUACUAACGUGUGACACAUAAGUUAUAAGCCAUGAUAAAAAAAUAUCACAGGAGCUGAAAUCUGUCUUCCUGGUGUUUAUCCUCCAUCAGCUCUAAUUCAUUUGGAGGAUUGAGCCAAAGGGCUGUUUGACCAGACCUCUGAAUCUCUGCCCUAAUCAAUACAUUUUCAGCCAUUUGAAUGGUUUAUUACUGAAGCCAAUGUGUUGAGCUCAUUGCUAAUUGGAAACACACAUCCAGGUUAAUAUUUAGACAUUUUAAAUGACUGAGAUGCUGUUUUUCCUUUUAUCCAAACAACAGAGUGGGAGCUGCAGAGCAUGAAGAUGUAACAUUAACAACUCCAACCACCUCUGCUAAGCUGUUACAUGUUUGUACUAUCUGCAGUGUUAAAUACAGAACAGUUCCUUCCACGUUCCCUAUCCUUUAUAGAACAAGUUUGGCAUUGAUAAGACGGGACACGCAGAGAGCCUCACGGCUGCCCUUGACACUUGUUUCUUCCUUCUGCUUUUUUCUACCUUCAGCUCGUGUUUCACAGCUCUCUCUGACACCCGAGGUACUGUCUUCACUUACAGGGGACAGUGUGUGAGACAUCACUUAUACAUUUGUCACAGUGUCAUGUGUAAUGCUAUGUAAUGCCUACUGAGUACUGGAUGGAAUGAAGUUGACUUGUAAAACUCU